GCUGAAGACAACCUGAAGCGUAAGGUCAGAAACAGAUCCAACCGUGCUGACUCGGUUAAUAUGCACAUACUUCAAGCCUCCACUGCAGAGAGGUCCAUUCCAACUGCUCAGAUGAAGCUGAAAAGAGCUCGACUCGCAGAUGACCUCAAUGAAAAAAUUGCUCUCCGGCCAGGACCACUGGAGCUGGUGGAGAAGAACAUACUCCCUGUUGAUUCUGCUGUAAAAGAAGCCAUAAAAGGUAACCAGGUGAGCUUCUCCAAGUCAGCGGAUGCAUUUGCCUUUGAAGAGGACAGCAGCGAUGGGCUUUCUCCAGAUCAGACUAGAAACGAAGACCCACAGGGCUCAGCAGCAUCCCCCCAAGACACUAAAGCUACAGAGACCCCUCUCACAGGUCCCUUGGGGACAAUCCAGGACCUUACUUCCAGCUCAGAAAAUGAGAGGAAUGACUCAAGCUCGCAGCUUGGCAACCAGUCAGACACGGGGAAGCAGAGCCUGGGCCCCCUCAGCACCCCUAUCCCAGCGCAUGCUGCUGUAAAGUCUAAAUCCUUGGGUGACAAUAAGAACCGCCACAAAAAACCCAAGGACCCUAAGCCAAAGGUGAAGAAACUCAAAUAUCACCAGUACAUUCCCCCGGAUCAAAAGGCUGAGAAGUCUCCUCCGCCCAUGGACUCAGCCUAUGCCCGGCUGCUCCAGCAGCAGCAGCUGUUUCUGCAGCUCCAGAUCCUCAGCCAGCAGCAGCAGCAGCAGCAACACCGGUUCAACUACCCCGGGAUUCACCAAACUCAGCUCAAGGAACCAAAUGAACAGAUGGCCAGAAAUCCAAAUCCAAACUCUUCAUCAGCACCACUGGGCAAUACCCCUUUGUCUCCUGUCAAAAACAGUUUUUCUGGACAAACUGGUAUCUCUUCUCUCAAACCAGGCCCACUGCCAUCAAAUCUAGAUGACCUGAAGGUCUCAGAAUUAAGACAACAGCUUCGAAUACGGGGCUUGCCCGUGUCAGGCACCAAGACAGCGCUCAUGGACCGCCUGCGACCCUUCCAGGACUGUUCUGGAAACCCCAUGCCAAACUUCGGUGAAAUCACCACUGUCACUUUUCCUGUUACACCCACCAGCGCGCUGCCCAAUUACCAGUCCUCGCCCUCCACCAGUGCCUUAUCCAACGGAUUCUACCACUUUGGAAGCACCAGCUCCAGUCCCCCCAUCUCCCCCGCCUCAUCUGACUUGUCAGUGGCAGGGUCCCUGCCGGACACUUUCCCCGACGGGUCCCCCUCCUUCGGCCUGCACCCGUCCCCCAUUCACGUCUGCGCCGAGGAGAGCCUCAUGAACAGCCUGAACGGGGGCUCCAUUCCUUCGGAGCUGGAUGCACUGGACUCCGAGAAGGACAAGAUGCUGGUGGAGAAGCAGAAAGUGAUAAACGAGCUGACCUGGAAACUGCAGCAAGAACAGAGGCAAGUGGAGGAGUUGAGGAUGCAGCUGCAGAAGCAGAAAAGGAACAGUUGUGCUGACAAGAAGCCACUGCCUUUCCUGGCCGCCCCCAUCAAGCAGGAGGAUGCCGUCUCCAGCUGUCCUUUUGCAUCCCAACAAAUACCUGUGAAAAGACAAAGCCACAGCUCAGAGGGCCAGCCUCCUGCUUGUGAAGCUGCUCCACUCCUGUCCCUUGGGAACACUCACUGUGUGGACUCCUCAGGGCAAACCACCGUACUUUCUUCCACCUUUCUCAGCCCGCAGUGUUCCCCUCAGCAUUCACCACUUGGGGCAGUGAAAAGCCCCCAGCAUAUCAGUUUGCCCCCUUCGCCAAACAACCAUUAUUACCUACCUUCAUCUUCAGGCGCUCAAGGGGAAGGGCACAGGGUCUCCUCACCUGUCAGCAGCCAGGUGUGUACUGCACAGAAUUCAGGGGCACAUGAGGGCCACCCUCCAAGCUUCUCUCCCCAGCCCUCCAGCCUCCAUCCCCCUUUCUCUGGAGCCCAGGCAGACAGCAGUCAUGGUGCUGGGGGAACCCCUUGUCCCCAAAGCCCAGGUGUACAGCAAAAGGUGGCCGGUUUACACUCUUCUGAUCAGGCAGGACCAAAGUUUUCGAUUCCAUCUCCCACUUUCUCUAAGUCAACUUCAGCAGUGGCAGAGAUAACACAGCCACCAUCCUACGAAGAUGCAGUAAAACAGCAAAUGACUCGGAGUCAGCAGAUGGAUGAACUCCUGGAUGUCCUCAUUGAAAGUGGAGAAAUGCCUGCUGAUGCCAGAGAGGACCAUUCAUGUCUUCAGAAAGUCCCAAAGAUCCCCAGGUCUUCCCGAAGCCCCGCUGCUCCUCUCCCCAAGCCCUCCGCUUCCUUUGAACAAGUGUCUUCAGGCAGCCAGCUCUCUUUCGAUCACUAUGGCACCGACAGCGAUGAGCAUCUUGAAGUCUUAUUAAAUUCCCAGAGUCCCUUAGGAAAGGUGAGCGAUGUUGCCCUUCUUAAAAUUGGGAGUGAGGAGCCGCCUUUUGAUGGGAUAAUGGAUGGAUUCUCUGGGAAGACCGCAGAAGACCUUUUCAGCGCACACGAGAUCCUGCCAGGUCCUCUUUCCCCAAUGCAGACUCAGUUUUCACCCUCAUCUGUGGACAGCAAUGGGCUGCCGUUGAGCUUCACUGAAUCUCCUUGGGAAACCAUGGAGUGGCUAGACCUCACUCCACCAAGUUCCACCCCAGGCUUCAGCUCCCUCCCCACCAGUGGCCCCAGCAUCUUUAACAUUGAUUUCCUGGAUGUCACAGAUCUCAAUUUGAAUUCUCCCAUGGACCUUCACUUGCAGCAGUGGUAG
Messenger RNA from Condylura cristata (star-nosed mole), 2793 nucleotides. RefSeq names its product myocardin (gene MYOCD). The record is from RefSeq and is a predicted model, not a curated record. Gene Ontology annotation, biological process: cardiac muscle cell differentiation; smooth muscle cell differentiation. The transcript is spliced from 12 exons. NCBI's taxonomy places the organism in Eukaryota, Metazoa, Chordata, Mammalia, Eulipotyphla, Talpidae. Bases 61 to 2793 code for a protein of 910 amino acids.